AUGAAAAACCACAGCGGAGUGGGUGGAGUGGGUCGUCGCUGGAAAAUCACCGGUGGACACAUGGAGAAGGAGAAUGCUUCCAGAUUUAAGUUUACCAACUUUGUUUGCGAUUCAAGAAAUGAAUCCUUGCUCUUGGUGCACAAGUGUCGCUUAAAGGCAGUCCGGCGGGACCUAACUACACUGAACUUCAAUGGGACUUUACUGAAAACCAUUUAUAAUGUCCGAGUACAUGGUCAAAUGUUCAAGAGGGCUAAUGGCUACAAGCCGUGGCUCUACAACAUUACCAUAGACGGCUGUCGAUUUGUGCGGAAACCCUACGAACCAGUGGUUCUACUGGUUUACAACCUAUUCAAAUCGUUCUCAAACUUCAAUAGGCCAUGUCCCUACGACGGUCCAGUCUACGUAAUGGGAUUCCACAUCAUAGGGGCUCAGAUUCCAGUUCCACUUCCCUCUGGUGAAUACCUAAUUUUAAUUAAGUGGUAUACCGAUAAUAUACUAUUCAUUUCCACUGGUGUAUAUUUUGCAUUCGAAGAGAAUUGA
Molecule: messenger RNA, 540 nt
Organism: Drosophila serrata
Lineage: Eukaryota; Metazoa; Arthropoda; Insecta; Diptera; Drosophilidae
Source: RefSeq, a predicted model, not a curated record